CGCGGAGCGGGCGCGGGCGGGCGGAACCAUGACCGAAGAUGACGCGAGCGGCGCUGGUGGAGGGCCAGGUCAAGCUGCGGGACGGCAAGAAGUGGAAGACUAGGUGGCUGGUGUUGCGCAAGCCGUCGCCCGUGGCAGACUGCCUGCUGAUGCUGGUCUACAAGGACAAGGCCGAGCGCGCGCAGGGCCUGCGGGAGCGCAGCGGCCUCACCCUGGAGGACAUCUGCGGCCUGGAGCCCGGCCUGCCCUACGAGGGCCUGGCCCACACGCUGGCCAUCGUCUGCCUGUCCCAGGCCGUCAUGCUGGGCUUCGACAGCCGCGAGGCCAUGUGCGCCUGGGACACCCGCAUCCGCUACGCACUGGGCGAGGUGCACAGGUUCCACGUGACGGUGGCUCCGGGCACGAAGCUGGAGAGCGGCCCCGCCACCCUGCACCUCUGCAACGACGGGCUCGCGCUGGCCAGGGACGUCCCUCCGGCCGUCACGGGGCAGUGGAAGCUGUCGGACCUGCGGCGCUACGGGGCCGUGCCCAGCGGAUUCAUCUUCGAAGGCGGGACCAGGUGUGGGUACUGGGCCGGGGUCUUCUUCCUGUCCUCGGCUGAGGGGGAGCAGAUCAGCUUCCUGUUCGACUGCAUUGUCCGCGGCAUCUCGCCCACCAAGGGCCCCUUUGGGCUGCGGCCGGUUCUCCCAGACCCCAGCGCCAGGGGGCCCUCCCCGGCCGGGGAGCGUGUGGCCCAGGAGGCCCUGGAGGCCCUGGAGCUGGAGAAGAGACUCAGCCUCCUCUCGCACGCGGGCCGGCCGGGAAGCGGAGGGGACGACCGGAGCCUGUCCAGCUCGUCCUCAGAGGCCAGCCACUCGGACGUCAGCGCCAGCAGCCGGCUCACCCCGUGGCCCGAGCAGUCCUCGUCCUCAGCCAGCACGUCGCAGGAGGGCCCGGGACUGGCGGGCGCCCAGGCCCCCGGGGACACCGUGCUGGGCGCCUCGAGGCCGCCCCCCAAGCCGCUGCGGCCGCGGCAGCUGCAGGAGGUCGGCCGCCAGAGCUCCUCGGACAGCGGCAUCGCCACGGGCAGCCGCUCCUCCUGCUGCGGCAGCGUCUCGUCCUGCACGGGCAGCAGCCCGGAUGUGUGGCGGGCGGGCGAGGAGCUCGGCUCGCUGCUCAGCCUGCCGCCGGCUGCCGGGGUGCCCGAGCCCAGCCUGUGCACCUGCCCGCCCGGGGCCGCCGAGUACCAGGUGCCUGCGGCACUGCGGCCACACUACGACCGGCCCCGCAGCCUGCGCCCGGCCCCCAGGGACCAGAGCCCCGCCGUGAAGGGCGGGCCCCACGACGGCACGGCCGGGGACGCAGGCGGCCAGACGUCCACCGGCUGUCCUGGCUGGCCGGGCGUGAGACGGCGGGGACAGGCGACCGAGGCCAUGGGCGGUGAGGCCGAGCUGCCCGGCCCGGCCCCCAGCGAGCCCUGGGAGGCGGGCGGCCCCCCGACCGGGCCACUUCCAGCCUUCUUUGCUGCGUGUCCCAUCUGUGGAGGUCUCAAGGGCGCAGAAGCCGCAGCCCCUGGCCCGGCCACUGCUCCCUCCCCUCUCCCCACAGGCUCCCCGGGGCCCGAGCGGGGUGGCAGUUUGACGCCCACCUACGCAAACCUCCCGGCAAGCCCCUCCUGCAGGAAGCAGCUGUACUACCUGGGGCUGGAGCUGCAGGAGGCUGUGACCGGGGUCCGAGGGGCAGGCGCCUCCCGCUACGCCCAGAUCGACAUCACGGCCACAGAGACGGCGCAGCGGGUGGGCGCCCAGCACGCGCAGGCCCGGCAGGAGCGGCUGUGGGAGCUGGAGGAGCGCAGGAAGGGGGCCCCGCGCUGA
Messenger RNA from Lepus europaeus (European hare), 1853 nucleotides. It is a transcript of the gene DOK7, whose product is annotated as docking protein 7. Gene Ontology annotation, biological process: neuromuscular junction development; positive regulation of protein tyrosine kinase activity. The transcript is spliced from 11 exons. Gene Ontology annotation, molecular function: protein kinase binding. The record is from RefSeq and is a predicted model, not a curated record. Lineage: Eukaryota; Metazoa; Chordata; Mammalia; Lagomorpha; Leporidae. The coding region runs from base 39 to 1853 and encodes 604 amino acids.